Messenger RNA from Osmerus eperlanus (European smelt), 1172 nucleotides. It is a transcript of the gene isy1, whose product is annotated as ISY1 splicing factor homolog. Gene Ontology annotation, biological process: generation of catalytic spliceosome for second transesterification step; mRNA 3'-splice site recognition. The coding region runs from base 137 to 1003 and encodes 288 amino acids. Gene Ontology annotation, cellular component: post-mRNA release spliceosomal complex; catalytic step 2 spliceosome; Prp19 complex. The record is from RefSeq and is a predicted model, not a curated record. Lineage: Eukaryota; Metazoa; Chordata; Actinopteri; Osmeriformes; Osmeridae. The transcript is spliced from 11 exons.
CCUGAAACCUACACAUCGUCAACUUCCGUUUUUUUUAGCACAGCGUGCACUAGUCGUUGUAGCGCUUAGCUAUCCUGCCAGCUAGUUAGUUAGCAACGUUUUAAACGAGUCAGUCAGCCCGCAAAAGUCUGCAAACAUGGCUCGUAAUGCUGAAAAGGCCAUGACGGCCUUGGCGAGAUUUCGUCAAGCUCAGCUGGAGGAGGGAAAAGUCAGGGAAAGGAGACCGUUUCUGGCUUCAGAAUGCAAUGAGCUGCCUAAAGCAGAAAAGUGGCGAAGGCAGAUCAUCAGUGAGAUUUCCAAGAAGGUUGCACAAAUUCAAAACGCCGGUUUGGGUGAAUUCAAGAUCAGAGACUUGAACGAUGAAAUCAACAAGUUGCUCAGAGAAAAGGGGCAUUGGGAGGUCCGGAUCAAGGAACUCGGUGGGCCUGAUUAUGGGCGAGUUGGACCGAGGAUGCUCGACCACGAAGGCAAAGAAGUACCCGGAAACCGAGGCUAUAAAUAUUUUGGCGCCGCAAAAGACCUGCCGGGAGUGAGGGAGUUGUUUGAAAAAGAACCCAUCCCUCCCCCCAGGAAGACCCGAGCCGAGCUCAUGAAGGACAUUGACGCAGAGUACUACGGCUACAGGGACGAGGACGACGGGGCGUUGGUGCCGCUGGAGCAGGAGUACGAGAAACAAGUCAUAGCGGAGGCUGUGGAGAAAUGGAAAGCGGAUCGGGAGGCGCGUCUAGCUGGCGGCGGAGGGGCCGACAAGGACGUCGAGGAGGAGGAGGAGGAGGAACACAUAUACGCUGUCCAGGAUGAUGAGCAUUCAGAUGACGAAUCACGGACCCAGAUGGAGGGGGAGGAGGGCAUGCAGACGUUCAUCUCUCACGUACCUGUUCCCUCUCAGAAGGAGAUUGAGGAAGCCUUGGUCAGAAGAAAGAAGAUGGAGCUGCUGCAGAAGUAUGCCAGUGAAACUCUAAUGGCGCAGAGUGAAGAGGCCAAGGCGUUAUUGGGGUUGUAGUUUGUGAAACGAGUUGUCACUUUACCCAAGGUCACACCUUGAAUAAGUAGCAAUAUUGAUGAAUGACACAUGGCAUUCUGUUCAGUACUUUGUGUGAAAGCAAGAUGUUGUGACUGUAAAUAAUGUAUUUUUAUAUACUUUUUUCCCCUCUGUGAUCUUAAUAAAAAAA